Parastagonospora nodorum SN15 is the source of this 1179-nucleotide messenger RNA. RefSeq lists its product as hypothetical. Lineage: Eukaryota; Fungi; Ascomycota; Dothideomycetes; Pleosporales; Phaeosphaeriaceae. The record is from RefSeq and is a predicted model, not a curated record. Gene Ontology annotation, molecular function: NADPH dehydrogenase activity; FMN binding. Bases 1 to 1179 code for a protein of 392 amino acids. The transcript has 3 exons.
AUGCCGAAAGCAGAUUCCCCAUCAGGCUUCCAGCCGCUGAAAGAGACGGCUCUUUUCUCGCCGUUUAAGCUGGGAGCAGUGAAUCUAGAACACAGGGUUGUACAGGCACCGUUGACACGUAUGCGAGCGGUCAAGGAGAGCGAUGGUGUGUUCGUGCCGAAAGACUUGCAUGUCAAGUACUACGAGCAACGCGCGUCCAAGGGCGGUGUCUUCUCAGACUCGCAAUUAUCGGGCUGGAAAAAGGUCACCGAUGCCGUACACGUCAAGGGUGGAUACAUCUUUUGCCAGCUCUGGCAUACCGGACGUGCCUCGCCGCCAUCUUUCCGUGCUGGUGCGCCAACCGUCAGUUCGAGCGACGUUCCCAUGGAAGGCAGCUGGCUCGACGGCGUAGCCUGCGCAGACCACCCACCAAAGCCGCUCACAGUCGACGAGAUCCAAGGCCUCGUCAAAGCAUGGGGCGAAGCAGCAAAGAAGGCGCGCUCAGCUGGCUUUGACGGUAUCGAAAUCCACGGUGCGAACGGAUAUCUGCUCGACCAAUUCCUCCACGACAACGUCAACAAGCGAACAGACGCGUACGGCGGCUCAAUCGAAGGACGAAGCCGCUUCCCCCUCGAAGUUAUCCAAGAGUGCGCGAAACAGAUCGGCGCGGAUCGCGUUGGCAUCCGACUCAGUCCGUACAAUUACUUCCAGAACACCAAGGACAGCAAUCCAAAUGCACACUGGGAGUACUUGUGCGAUAAGAUCGCGUCAUUGCCGCAAGACGUGCGACCUGCAUACGUUCACAUGGUCGAGCCCCGCUUCGAUGAAGUCCUCGACGAACAAGCCAAAAUGGACGCUCUGGCCGCCUACACCAGCAGCGCAGGCGUCGAAGCCGAAGCCACCGUAAAAGCCAAAGGAGGCAACAGCCUCACCAGAUUCCGCCAGGUUCUUUCCAAAGGCGGCGUCAAGUUCAUUGCAGCCGGCGGCUUCAAUCGCGACAAUGCCGCACCUAAGGUUCAGUCUGGCGAUGCCGAUCUGAUCAUCUUCGGGCGCUGGUUCAUUGCGAACCCCGAUUUGCCGAAGAGGCUGGCUGAGGGUCUGGAGUUGAAUGCGUAUGAUCGCAAUACGUUUUAUGGGGCUGAUCCGCCGGAGAAGGGGUAUGUUGAUUACCCGUUCUAUGAGCAAGCAGUGGCUGCGUAG